AUGAUUCUUGAAGGAAGUAUCCCUGUGAAGAGGCAUUCAUUCUCUAUUGAGAACCUUGCAAAGAGCAGUCGUGACGAGGAACGGGCUCCCAGGCCUAUGGACUUAGGGGGUCGGUUUCCCAUCACCCUGCCUCUCCCCCUCCCACCCGUGGAUUGUAAACUGUCUCCUGGACUUCCAUAUGAACGUGCCUCGUCCCCACAGGAUGUGAAGGUCACCACGGACGUCACCCCUGCCACCAGGAAACGCCCCCGGUCGGACAGUACAGGGAGCCCUGAUUUCAUGACAAGCACUCCCAAGGGAGGUGACAGGUCACCCUUUUCCACCCUCAGCGAGAGGAGCUUCACCCCCUCUGUUUCCGAUGAUGACUCGGAUGGAGAACCCUCCAGGAAGAAGAAAGCCCGCACUGCCUUCACGAAUGACCAGGUUACUGCCCUGGAGAAGAAGUUCCGAGAUCAGAAGUACCUGGCGGCCAGCGAGAGGGCUGACCUCGCUGACCAGCUCCAACUGACAGACCAGCAGGUGAAGACUUGGUUCCAGAACCGACGAAUGAAGGAGAAGCGCCAGCUUAACCAUCGGGAGGAACAGGCCCGAUUCCCCUUCCCCACGGGCGGAGUCGACGUCACCCAGCUUCAGGGACUCAGGUUCCCACCCUACCCCCAGAGCCACGACACCACCGCCAGUUUCUCACCCACAGGACUACCCCACCCUGGGAUCAACCUCCGCCCUCCCAUGAUCCCUGAGCUCCCACGGCACACAGGACUUCUACCACCUACACUGUCGCCCCACCCCCUCGGAUCCAUGUUCUCACCCCAGGGGAGCUACCCUGCCAUGUCGCCACUCGACCACAUGAGACAGAUGAGGUCUCCUAUGAUGUUUCCCAUGUAUUAG
Haliotis rubra (blacklip abalone) is the source of this 888-nucleotide messenger RNA. Its product is annotated as homeobox protein ceh-30-like. The record is from RefSeq and is a predicted model, not a curated record. Gene Ontology annotation, molecular function: DNA-binding transcription factor activity, RNA polymerase II-specific; DNA binding. Gene Ontology annotation, biological process: regulation of DNA-templated transcription. The transcript has 2 exons. Bases 1 to 888 code for a protein of 295 amino acids. NCBI's taxonomy places the organism in Eukaryota, Metazoa, Mollusca, Gastropoda, Lepetellida, Haliotidae.